This is a messenger RNA of Leguminivora glycinivorella, 1248 nucleotides long. RefSeq lists its product as uncharacterized. The record is from RefSeq and is a predicted model, not a curated record. NCBI's taxonomy places the organism in Eukaryota, Metazoa, Arthropoda, Insecta, Lepidoptera, Tortricidae. Gene Ontology annotation, molecular function: zinc ion binding; nucleic acid binding. Bases 1 to 1134 code for a protein of 377 amino acids. The transcript has 2 exons.
AUGGAAGGGACAAACGAGGAAGAUUUCCAGAGUUUUACGGUAGCACAGUUGCGUGAAGAACUGAUGUUACGUUUCUUGGCAACUAGUGGAUUGAAACAAGAUUUGAUAACGAGACUUGUUGAGGACAAUAGGUCAAAACUUCAGGACGGUACAAUGGAGUCGCUUAAGCAAGAAAAGGUACGUCGUGCAUCACAAAUGUUGGAAAUAGAGUCCAUGAAGCAGCAAAUUAGAGAGUUACAGGCACGCCAGUCACCAGCAGUAAACCCAGGUAUGUCUGUUGACAACACAAAUGUAACCUUAGCUGAAGUUCUAACUCAGUUAGCGCAGACACAAGAAAUAAUUGCUCAGAAAAUGUCACCCACAUUCCAAGUAUUUUCAACUAGUGACACAAGCAAUGCCAUACCACUCUUUGGAGGCAAUAGGACUGAGAACGCCACUGAAUGGGUUAGGCAGGUAGAACGUAUAGCUGCAUUAGCUAGUUGGUCGGAUAAUUUAACUAUGGUAAACGCAUCCAUGAGGUUAAGGGGUCCAGCAUACAAUUGGAACACGGUUUGUGGUAAGAAAAUAGAAUCAUGGUCUGAAUGGAAAAACCAGCUUAUAGAUAGAUUUAAAAUCAGAAUGUCAUUUGCGGAAUUCAUACAAUACCAAAGUAAAAGGAUACUUAGAGCUACUGAAACUGUCACAGAGUAUAUUUAUGUUAAAAAUGCUAUGCUUGAAAAGUCACCAAGUUUGAUUCCAGAGCCAGAUCGAGUAUCGCUGAUACUAGAGGGAAUACAGGAUAUGCGGUGGUCAACGCCUUUAGCCACACAUUGCUGUAAGAAUGUCGAGGAACUCAUCACACAUGCAACAGCAAUUGAUAACAUCAGGAGGACACAGCGUAAGAUGACCGAGCAGCAAGAAACUGUAAGUAAACCAUCAUUUGACAAGUCUAAAAGCAAUUUUAUACCAAAAUAUAACCCCAGUACAGACAAAAUUGAAGAAGUUACCUGUUUCCGAUGCAAACGUAAAGGCCAUGUAUCAUACAAUUGUGAACUGCAAGCACAACAAUCCAAUGUUCAGCCAUCAAAAGAAAAAGUACCUACAAAGCCAUAUUCAACCCCAGUUAGUAACCCAAGUACGUCAACAGCAACAUAGACAUGCAAGCACUACCAGAUUCAGGAUCAGUGGUAACCAUGGUGGAUAAAAAGCUACUUCCCAGUGACAUGCAAGUGUACCCAUGGCAGAAAGGAUCAUACAAGGUAGCAGGGA